This is a messenger RNA of Aspergillus saccharolyticus JOP 1030-1, 1518 nucleotides long. RefSeq names its product putative nuclear pore complex protein (SonA) (gene sonA). NCBI's taxonomy places the organism in Eukaryota, Fungi, Ascomycota, Eurotiomycetes, Eurotiales, Aspergillaceae. The record is from RefSeq and is a predicted model, not a curated record. Gene Ontology annotation, biological process: RNA export from nucleus; transcription-dependent tethering of RNA polymerase II gene DNA at nuclear periphery. Gene Ontology annotation, molecular function: RNA binding; ubiquitin binding. Gene Ontology annotation, cellular component: nuclear pore. The transcript has 3 exons. The coding region runs from base 1 to 1029 and encodes 342 amino acids.
AUGCAGUCCAUGGCCAUGGAUGUCCCUUUGAACCAACCUCCGGAAGAUAGUAUCUCGGAUAUCCGAUUCUCCCCCGCUGCUGAACACCUGGCCGUCGCCUCGUGGGACAAGAAGGUGCGCAUCUACGAGAUCAACGAACAGGGACAGAGUGAAGGAAAAGCUUUGUUUGAGCACGAGGCCCCGGUAUUGAACUGCUGUUGGUCACCGGAUGGAACGAAAGUCGUCGGCGCAGGUGCCGACAAGGCGGCGCGCAUGCUGGAUCUCGCCUCGAGUCAGACAACCCAGGUGGCCGCGCACGACGCCCCGAUCCGUAGCUGCCACAUGAUUCCCAACCCGCAGGGAGCCACCCCGUUGCUGAUCACCGGCUCGUGGGACAAGACGAUAAAGUACUGGGAUUUGCGGCAACAGACCCCGAUCGCGACGGUGGAGUGCCAGGAGCGCGUCUACACAAUGGACGUCAAGAACAAGCUCCUGGUGGUGGGGACGGCGGACCGCUACAUCAACAUCAUCAACCUCGACCAGCCGACCAAGUUCUUCAAGACGAUGCAGUCCCCCCUUAAGUGGCAGACGCGGGUAGUCAGCUGCUUCGCUGACUCCACGGGCUUCGCCGUCGGCAGCGUCGAGGGCCGCUGCGCCAUCCAGUACGUCGAUGACAAGGACUCCAGCUCCAACUUCAGCUUCAAGUGCCACCGCGAGACCCCGCCCAACCAGCGCGACGUCAGCAACAUCUACUCGGUCAACGCCAUCUCCUUCCACCCCGUCCACGGCACCUUCAGCACCGCCGGCAGCGACGGCACCUUCCACUUCUGGGACAAGGACGCCAAACACCGUCUCAAGGGCUACCCCUCCGUCGGCGGCACCAUCUCCACCACCGCCUUCAACCGCGGCGGCACCAUCUUCGCCUACGCCGUCAGCUAUGACUGGAGCAAGGGCUACUCCGCGAACACCCCACAACUCCCCAACAAGGUCAUGCUGCACCCCGUCGCGCAGGAGGAAGUCAAGCCCAGACCGGGUACUCGCAAGCGGUAAAUAGGUGGGGAGAAGUGGUCUAACGCCGGGAGAAGGAAGCGAGGAGAGAUAGGGGAGGAAGAGUGCUGCGUGCAUUCGUGUAUCAUGCAUGCCAAAGGCGUAUGUGUGCGGUAUACCCGAUGUUCAACGGGACAUCUAGAGAUUGCGGAAACAACAAGCAUUGACAGAAAUAUCAAACAAUUUGCACUCCAGGCCAUUAUCCGCAUUUCUCUCUUCCCUUUCUCCCUUUCCUUUUUCACCAUUUUAUGUAUGUCUCCUCACUAUGAUCUUUUCUUUUUUGGUUCUGAGUAUAAUGCAUCUGAGCGAUUCAUUUCAGGUUAGAAUCGGGUCCGAUUUUUUUGUCAUUUGGGUUGAAGUAGGGAAGCAUUGUAAAGUAGACGCUGUCACGCGAUGUACUCUGAAAGGGUGGAGUCAUCACCAUUAGUCCCCGACCUGUCGCGGAAACACAAAGGGGAAGAAAAUUCAUCUCUAUGUCUUCUACCAUGACGG